GACUUCCAGAAGCGGUAUCCACACAGAGAACUGGUUGUUCACAUAUCUGAAUCCCACCACUGCCUAAAGGUCAUGUCUUUAAAGUUUGGGCAGGGGAUGUAGAUUUUAUGAGUCUUUGUCUUUCUAAUCUCAUCAGCUCUAAGCUUCCUGGCCCUAGUCUUCCUGAAUGAAUCACCAAAUCUACAUUUCUACAGAGCUAGUUUCUGCUGAAUUUCUGCUUGGGACUAUUAAGAAAAACUGGGCCACCUUUUCUGUCUAGGAUCCUUUGGGGAAAUAUAUUCUGCCUUUUUAAUAUCCACCCAAAUAUUUCUUUCUGGGGGGGGUACUGUCCUCCCACAACUAGACAGAAAAAAAAUUCCUACUUUUCUCACCUAGGAAGCAGGAAAAGAUUGGUUUAGCCAGAUUCAUGCAUAACACAAACAAGGGCAUGCUACAUGAACUUCAUGUGGUUACUAGGAGUUUAAAAUGUCUUGAGGGCAUAUAAUCAGCCAAUUAAUGUCUCUUUUCCAUCAUAUUCCAUGUCUUGCACACCCUUAUUUUUUAAGUUUGAUUUAAUUUUUAAAAGGUGAAAUCUAUAAUUGUUCAACUCAAAGCCCUCUCUGUCUGCAGCAUUGUUAAUCAACACAAUCUGUUUUUGUUACAAGCACUCCUUUAGGUCUCACCCAGAUCUCUGAGGCUCUGAAAAAUAAAGAACCAAUAGCCUCAAUUCUUUGGUUCCCUUGAAAAAUGGGGGGGAGGGACCAAUUACAGGUAAUCCUCAACAUAUGACAAUUAAGACUAGAAUUUCAAUUGCUAAGCAAGGCAGUUAUUAAGUAAACUGUGCCUGAUUUAAUGAGCUUUUUGCUAUGAUUGUUAAGCAAAUCACUGCAGCUAUUAUGUGACUCAUGUGGUUGUUCAGCAGACCUGGCUUCCCUUCUUGACUCUGCUUUUCAGAAGCCAGCUAGGAAGGUUGCAAAUGGCAAUCAGAUGAUCCCACGAUGCUGUAACCAUUAUGAAGACAUGCCGUUUGCCACGUGCCCAAAUUUUGAUCACAUGACCAUGGGGAUGCUGCAAUGGUCAUAAGUGUGAGGACCAGUUGAUCCACCAUGUGGAGCUCUUUAUGUCUUCUUUUCCUGUUCAAAAUUCUAGUCCCUAGUUUUGCCGCCUGUCUCCAUAGCCAACCUGACCAGCAACAGAUUGAAGAAGUGUUCCUGGAUGCCACUUCUGCAAACAAAUUCUUGAGCCGUAAGGUUCUUUAUAACCACUGGGAUUUUGAGCUGAUUGUUCCAGACAACUUGGAGCGUGAAUGCAGAGAAGAAGUUUGCAACUAUGAAGAAGCUCGGGAAGUCUUUGAAGACGACUCAAAAACAAAAAAAUUUUGGGAGACCUAUCCACACAAUGGAAGAGGAGGAGCAAGAAAUCCUGGAGUAGAUGUGGCAGGCCUGGUGGCUGGCCUGAUUGCAGCUUUGGUGUCUAUUGUCAUGUUUAUAAUUGUGGCCCUGUAUUGUAUCAAAUACCGUGCUAAAGAGAGAAAUCGAUCCAGAAGAACACAGGAAAAUUUGAAUCCAGGGAUUCCCCUUGCCAACUUUGAUGAUGAGCCCAAGCCGGAAUCUGCACCUGGGCUUCCUUCUUAUGAGCAAGCAAUGGCUGCUCCAGGAGUACACGACGCACCACCCCCACCAUACAACAGGAACAUGACUACUGUUGAAAUCUGAUAUAUAUGAGGCUGGCACUAUAUUAAGAAUAUGCUGUAUCAGAGUAUUGCCGGUACUGAAAGGGAACCAAUAAUCCCUGUAGUUAUAAAGGCUAGUCUUGAAGAUGGUUCAACAUCUUGAUGACUUUAUUGCAGUCAAAGGGUAUAUCUUGCUCAAAAGGUAUUGAUGACUUUAUUGCAGUCAAAGGGUAUAUCUUGCUCAAAAGGAACAGAUGAGGGAAAAAGAAAGGGAGAGAGAAGUUGUAUAUGUGUGACUUCUGAAACCUCCAGAUAAAUCCAUGAAUCUGAGAUUGGAAGCUAUGAUGAAAGCCUAUAGAUGAGGAUAGGAAGAAAAGGAAGAGAAAAGUUCUAUCAAAGUAGCAAUAUAGGACAGGCUGCCAAGCCAACAGAAAGCACACAUUAUACUGUAUUUUUCUGAAGCAGUUACAAAACUUUCACAGAGACAGUUAUUGUAUUAAUAGGGAAUUUUGAACAUCCUCAACAUCUGGAAGUCUGCUAAGUCUGGAACAUCUCAGUAAAAUCCUGACUUCCUGGUCUCUCUGUCACUCAGAAAAUAAAGGACGGAAAAAAAGAACCUCAUAUCCUCGAUUUUAGUUCUGAUCAAUGGGGAAUGCUGAUGAAGAGACAGUGUUACAAACAUUGGGAAGGAUGGUGGCUGUGUUGUAAUUUUGGAAUUUGUGGUAGUAAGGGAUGUGUAUAGUUGGAUAUGUACUUGACCUUUAAGAAUGACAAUCUUAAAAAACUCAAAAAAAGUUGCAAAGGUAGUAGAGUUCAGCAAGAAUUGGAAUAUCAUUGAAGAUGAAUUGCAAAUUGUUCCACUGAGAAGGAAAAAUGGAAUCUGGCUUCACAAGUUCGUUGAAGAGCUGAGAGUGAGAGCUUAUUUUAUUAUUUUAUUUUAUUUUAUUUUUUUACAAAAGAUUAUAUAGGUGAUUGCUCCUAUAAGGAUGAGAUAGAAAAGUAAGGUUCAGAAUGAAAUAAGGCUUGUGAAGGAUACUAAAAGCACCAGAAAGAGCUUUUUGUUUAUGUUUGGAUCAAGAGGAAAACAGAAGGAAGGUUCAGAUAGGCCAGCUCCUUAUGAAAUGUCAUGUGAUAAUGGAGAUGACACAAAAGGAAAGUAUUAUCUUGACUCCACCUUCAUCCAUAAAGAGUUGUGACAAAGCUGGAAUGGAAAGCUGACACCAUGGGAUAUAAUCAGAUUACAAAUCCAUUCAUGAAAGGCUGAAAAUGUGGGCAAAUACCUACAAGUGAGAUACAUAUAUCCAACCAAUUGAAAUAAAUGUAAAGUAUAAUUGUAGAUAAACAAAAGUAAAAGGGCAAGGAUUGAAUGAAACAUUGGCUUGGCCAAGGAUUUAGAUGUGUCAGUAGGUCAAAGAUUAAGAUGAGCCAGCUGUAUGAUACAGCUGUUAAAAAUAGCAUGAACAGUUUCAUCCUAUUUAGCACUGGCUGAACUUUACCUAGUGUUGUGUUUAAACUUGGUUACCAUAUUUUUUGGAAGGUCAUCAAGGAAUUAGAUCAUACCCCGAGGAUGGUGAAUCAGGUGGUAAAAAUCCUGGAAGUCCUUCUGUGUAAAGAUUUGUUGGAAGAAUUGUGUUGAAUCUUCAAAUAUUAAAAUUGAAUAUGAUAGCAAUACUUGAUAGAUUGUCAUGAAGAAGAUGAAACAGAUUUGUCCUCUGCUAUUUCAGAAACAAUCCCCAACCCUUCAGGGACAUUAUAGGCAAGUAGAAUUUGACUUAACAUUUGCAAAACCUCUGCAGUGGUAAAUGCUAUUCAGCAGUAGUUCAGUGUGUCACUGAUAAGCUAUUUCAAUGGAUUAAUUCAAGUACGGGCUAUAACUAUCCAGAUUUAUUUCAUAUGCUUAGUAGAGCACUGGAGUAGCUGAAAAUCUUUUAUUUCUUUAUACCAGAGGUGGGGAACGAUGGCCCCCUUAUGACUUGUGGACUUUAACUCAUGGCUCAGGAAUUCUGGUAAUUGAAGUCCACAAGUCAUAAAAGGGCCAUCAUUCCCCACCCCUGCUUUAUACCAUGGAGCCCCCUACUUAAAUUGCAGGUAUACUGUAGCAUCUAUAGUGGUUUAUUUGCAUUUUCUUGCAAGUAAGUAAGGUUGUUAGGGUUUCUCAACAAUCCAAUGGAAGUUAGCCCAGUGGAAAAAGAACAUAUUUUCUCUUAAGGAAAUACUAUAUGUUACAAUCAUUUGUGCUAAGUUUCAUCCUUGGCUGCAAAGAAAAGAAGUGAAAAGUAGAACUUGGCCCUUAGUGUUAAAACUUGCAUUUUAACAGUACAAUUUCCCAUCAUUCUUAAUAUAGAAGAGGAUGGCAGUUCUUCCCAAAACAUGAUCUUAAUCUUUCCCUUAUUCAUUUUCUCAGGAAUAUUUUAAUCCAGCUAGUUUUUUCUUCAUUCACUUGUUUCCAUGGAUUACUUUUUCUUCAAUUACCAUAUCUUUCUUUUUCUUCAGGAAUAGUGUCAAUUUGACUCGGCCAACCUGAGUUUUCAACAGCAGGAUAAAUAUUCUUGAGAUACCUAUUGGUCUCCUUCAUCUAUACAAAAGACACUAUGCACAUGCCUGCAUGACAGCCAAAGCAAGGACUUUGAAGCGGACAAUUAAUGCAUGCUGGAUAUGAAUCUGCAGUAUGAACAGGCUGUAUGUGAGAGUCAGGUGUGCAGAAAAGAAUAUUGCAGAAUGUUUUGGUUGAAAAAUUAAAAUCUAAAAUUGCAAAUGCGCAUAUUAGGACUGUUAUCACUAGAUAAUGUGAAAGUGAACUGCUAAUUUGCACAGAUUUCCUCCCCCCAUUUUUUUCCUCUUCCAUUCAUUUUAUGAAUGAGUUUUUUAUAACUGUCUUUUCUAUCAACAUGUGAUUUGCAAGGAUUAUAUUGAGGAUAAAUGAAAAUUGUUUUUAUUUGAAGAUAAAGAUGAUUGAUUGUACCAGACUAAUUCAUAUACUAGGAACUCUAAGCUGGAGUAAGAAAUCUUAUAGCUCAAAACAGAGAUUCAGUUUGGGGAAACUGCCCUGGAUUAUGCAAGCUCAAACAUUUAUUCAGGUGCAGAAAGAAUAGGGAUAUUACAAGUUGUCUCCUUUAAUUGGCAUGCAGUAUAAAAAACAGGAAUGGCUAGCUUGAAAUAUUCAUUGGUAAAAUUGCAUUUUGCCCCUGCUUGUUCCAAAGAAUAGUAUUUGUUACAGCCACUGACUAAAUUCAUGAUCUACUUUUCCAGUUCUAAGAACAGAAUAUACAAGGAGCUGACUUAUAUCAGAUCAGGUUAUUUGACCAUCUGGCCCAGUGUUAUUGUUUGACUCACAUCUGCUCUCCAGAAGCCUUAGCAGUGAAAGGCUUCUCCCAUCAGAGUUGCCUGAUCCAUUUAAAAUUUGGUCUGGAUUAAGUUUGAUUUUAUUUUCACACAAAGUGGGUUCCCAUCUCCAAGCUCUGUUCCCCUCUUAACCUAAAGACAGACAUGCCCACCCAUGCUUCCAAACUGGUCCUGAGAAUCUUAUUAGGGAAGGCAGAUUAGCAAUGCAAAUUGGACAGUAGCACAGGUAUUUCGAGACAAGUAAGAAAUUUAGCCAGAGAUGGACAAUAAAUAAGAAAGUAGAAUCACAGAAAAUGGGGGCACCACUGCAGUGAUGUAAGCAUGAAAGAGAACAAAACAUGUUUAUAUAUGCUUUUAAGAGCUAUAUUGCACAGCUGUCUGUAGCACAAGAUGAGAAUGAAGUGCAAGAUGGUGUGGUUGGACAAAACACAUUUAUAAGCACAGAUGUUAAGUUCAUAUCUCUCCUGCCUUUCCACUUACUUGUCAUGAAAUAUGUUUGCUUGGCUUUGAGCACAAUAGAGAGAACUCUUCAUCAUAGAUAUAAGGAAGGGGCAGCAGUUUGCUGAGUGUUGGUGAACAAUAAUAUGGCCUAUUAAAUGAAUAGUCUGUAAAUCUUUUAACAUGAUUUCUAUGGAAAAUAAAAUUUUAAAAGCUA
Crotalus tigris (Tiger rattlesnake) is the source of this 5648-nucleotide messenger RNA. It is a transcript of the gene PRRG2, whose product is annotated as proline rich and Gla domain 2. Bases 1086 to 1694 code for a protein of 202 amino acids. Gene Ontology annotation, cellular component: extracellular region. NCBI's taxonomy places the organism in Eukaryota, Metazoa, Chordata, Lepidosauria, Squamata, Viperidae. Gene Ontology annotation, molecular function: calcium ion binding. The transcript has 7 exons. The record is from RefSeq and is a predicted model, not a curated record.